This is a messenger RNA of Notothenia coriiceps (black rockcod), 751 nucleotides long. RefSeq names its product neurexin-1-like. NCBI's taxonomy places the organism in Eukaryota, Metazoa, Chordata, Actinopteri, Perciformes, Nototheniidae. The transcript has 4 exons. Bases 23 to 751 code for a protein of 242 amino acids. The record is from RefSeq and is a predicted model, not a curated record.
CAUCUCAGUCAACAGCCGCAGCAUGCCCUUCAGCUCCCCAGAAGGCAGUGAAAUCCUGGACCUGGACAGUGAAAUGUACCUGGGUGGCCUGCCCGAGUCAAAGUCGGACCUCAUUCUGCCGCCAGAGGUCUGGACGGCGCUGCUUAACUAUGGCUACGUAGGCUGCGUGCGCGACCUCUUCAUCGAUGGAAAGAGCCGCGAUGUUCGCCGUCUGGCUGAGAUCCAGAGCGCGUUUGGGGUCAGCAGUUUCUGCACCCGGGAACUGCAGAAGAGGUGCAGCAGCGCCCCCUGUGGCAACACAGGCCUGUGCAAAGAGGGCUGGAACCGCUACAUCUGUGACUGCAUCGGCACCGGAUACCUCGGUACCAACUGUGAGAUAGAGGCGACGGUGCUGAGUUAUGACGGCAGCAUGUACCUGAAGAUCAUAGUGCCGGUCACCAUGCACACGGAGGCGGAGGACCUGGCGCUGCGCUUCAUGUCUCAGCGGGCGUACGGCCUGCUCAUGGCCACCACCUCCAAGGAGUCAGCAGACACCCUGCGGCUGGAGCUGGACGGAGGCCGCGUCAAGCUCACCGUGAACCUCGAUUGUAUCAGGAUAGACUGUAGCCUCAGAGCCCAGGGAGUUUCUCCGGAGGUGGAGCGGAGGUCCGAAGCCGGGCAUCCAGUUUGCGAGAGGCAAGCAGAGCUGGAGCAGGUGUGCGGAGAUGCACGGAGGAACACAGGCGAGGUGAAGCCGCGGAUCCAGAGCUGA